CCUUCCCUGAAUAUUCUUGGUUGUGUUUUGUUAUUGCUGCUGCCGCUGCUGCCUGCUGGUGCCAUUGAUGACUCUCUUUCACCAGCAUUGACAGGCCAAAUUCACCAGCCGGAAAAAGGACUCCCCAGUCCUUAUAAUCCUUAUUCCCAUCCCCAUCGCCACCAACUGGCAACAACAACAUCAACUGCUUCGACUAAUCAAACGAUUUCCACCAUUGUUGCCCGCAGUGAAGCAGACGUGUCUACUACUUCCGCCAAUUUCACCCCCUUUGUUAAUUCAACAAACGAUCUUCCUGUUUCUUCAAGCAAACUCUGCCCCUCUCUCUCUACCUCUCACCAGAUCUCUAUCUCUACUUCUCAGAUGCCGUUUAAUAGAUCACUCUUUCCCUCACUCGUUUGACCCUCGUCGUCUCCGCGCCACUCUCUCUCUCUUUCCCGCCGCGUUCCUCUGUCUCACCGCUCUUUUGUUUGGAUUGCUGGCAGUGUACGGAUCACAAACAUGGUGGCCGUGUCGGGGCCGGUUACGCCUGGGCAGGUGUCCUUUUUGCUUGGUUUUAUCCCAAUCUUUACUGCAUGGAUAUACUCAGAGUUCCUGGAGUACAAGAAGUCUUCUGCUCCUGCCAAAGUUCAUUCAGACAACAACCUUGAUGAAUUGGGGAAGGAUGCUGUCAAAGAAGACGAGCGAGCAGUAUUGUUGGAAGGAGGUCUUGCAAGAUCAGCAUCGACGAAAUUCCAUGUUUCAUCUAUCAAAAUGAAUUUAAUCAGGUUCUUGACCAUGGAUGAUGCUUUCUUGCUGGAAAACAGAGCAACUUUGAGAGCAAUGUCUGAAUUUGGGGCACUUUUAGUGUAUUUUUACAUAUGUGAUCGCACAAAUUUGCUGGCAGAUUCUACUAAGACAUACAACCGCGACCUCUUUAUCUUUCUCUACAUUAUCCUCAUUAUAGUAUCAGCGAUGACUUCUUUUAAGAAGCAUAGUGACAAGUCAGCAUUCUCCGGGAAAUCCAUUAUGUACUUGAACAGGCAUCAGACUGAGGAGUGGAAAGGAUGGAUGCAGGUCCUAUUCUUAAUGUAUCAUUACUUCGCCGCGGCAGAGAUAUACAAUGCAAUACGAGUCUUCAUUGCUGCUUAUGUCUGGAUGACUGGGUUUGGAAACUUCUCUUACUAUUACAUCAGAAAAGAUUUCAGCAUAGCACGCUUUGCUCAGAUGAUGUGGCGGCUUAAUUUCUUUGUGGUGUUCUGCUGUGUUGUUCUUAACAAUGACUACAUGUUGUACUACAUCUGCCCAAUGCAUACACUUUUCACUUUAAUGGUGUACGGAUCCCUGGGUAUCUUUAACAAGUACAACGAAAACAGUUCGGUGAUGGCAGUGAAAUUUCUUUCCUGCUUCCUUGCUGUAAUUUUCAUCUGGGAAAUCCCUGGGGUUUUUGAAAUCCUAUGGAGUCCUUUAACAUUUAUGUUAGGGUACACUGAUCCUGCAAAACCUGAUUUCCCUAGAAUCCAUGAAUGGCAUUUCAGAUCUGGACUUGAUCGAUACAUAUGGAUCAUUGGAAUGAUAUAUGCUUAUUAUCACCCGACCGUUGAGAAAUGGAUGGAGAAAUUGGAAGAAGCUGAAACAAAGAAGAAACUCUCAAUCAAGACGGGAGUAGUGGCAGUUACUGUAUUUGUGGGAUAUAUGUGGUAUGAAUAUAUUUACAAGAUGGACAAGGUAACCUACAACAAGUUCCACCCAUACACAUCAUGGAUUCCCAUCACUGUAUACAUUUCCCUGAGGAAUUUCACUCACCAGCUCCGGGGUUGCUCUUUAACUCUCUUUGCCUGGCUUGGGAAGAUAACUUUGGAAACAUAUAUCUCACAGUUCCAUAUCUGGUUGAGAUCCAACAUGCCCAAUGGACAGCCUAAGUGGCUUUUAUCAUUCAUCCCAGGAUACCCAUUGUUGAAUUUCAUGCUCACAACUGCCAUUUACGUCCUGGUUUCCCAUCGGCUUUUUGACUUAACAAACACAUUGAAGUCAGUUUUCGUCCCAACGAAAGAUAACCGACGGCUUUUCUACAAUGUUAUCGCUGGAGCUGCAAUUUCUUUGUUUUUGUACUGUUUCUCACUUAUUCUUCUUCAGAUCCCUCAUUCACCUGCCUAAGCAAGGGAAGAAAAGGGGUGAAAGUAUAGAGAGGUGUUUCUUUGUUGAACAUACACAGAGUAUAGAUGGUCUGGAAAUAAGGAAAACUCAGAAAAUUACUUUUGCUUCGCGGAUCCAUUUCAGAGGACAAAGGGGAUAAAGAUGAAAGCAUAUUCUUUACGACGAACUUUGGGGAGAAGAAGAGGAAACCCUUCUAUUUUCCUAACAGUGUUUGAAGUUGGAGCUGAGGAUUGUGCUCAAAAUUCUGAAGACUGGCUUAGUGGCGUUACUGGCUCGAGACGAGACAAGAUGGAGAUUCUCUUCCUUACUUUUUUCCUUUAGAUCCCCAAUUUUAUGCAGAAAUUAUUGAAAUAGGUUUAGGAAAAUCCAGAUUACCUUGUUUGUCAUUAACCCGCAACACACAUGUACUCAAAAUUAUUCAAUACAAUUUCGAAAAUUUUAUAGAAAGUCAUAUUUAGUGAUAUGAGGAUGAUAGUGUCCAUGUUACACUUUGCUGCAAACAAAACCCUAUUACAGACUACAGAAUGUCAUCUGACAAAGCACCCAGUCAGCUACAAGCCAGCUGUGAUCACCAGAGUCGGCAUCUUCAAUUAGCAUUAACAUUAGUUCAUAAUUCUAAGUUUUUUACAUGUUCUUCCAAUUGUUCUUUCUAUAGUACUUUAUCUUACAAUCAGAGCCACCACAAUCAGAGCCACCAGUGGAG
This is a messenger RNA of Linum tenue, 2836 nucleotides long. The record is from the annotation of a GenBank genome assembly. Lineage: Eukaryota; Viridiplantae; Streptophyta; Magnoliopsida; Malpighiales; Linaceae.